UCAGCUCCAAUCUUACGGACCAACCCACGCAUUCUCGGACAGUUCAACCCAGAGGUGCUGGCAUCCCCUUGGCUGUUGCUCCAAUCCCAUCAACGCAACUCUCCAACUCUCUCAUGGAAAUCUCGCCAGUCUCAUCGACCGCUGCUCCCCUGGAGUCGGCCUCGGCCAUCAUGCCGAGCCACAUGCGGGUGAUUGCUGACCCCCCCAUCCUGCCCAGCAACACCACUCCCAUCUCGGCUGGCCUGCCCUCCAGCAGCCAUCUGUCUGCGCAUGCCGCCCCUUCGCUGCAGCCACUGCAGACCCGCUUCUACAACUCGCCUCCUAUAUACCCGCAGCCUCAUCCCCAGGUCCCCUCUCAAUACUCUCGUCCGGCCCAUCCACCAUCAUCGGCCCCGUUGUCGUCGUCGUCGCCGGCCCAGCAGCAUCCCGGCCAUCUCUCCCAGCCCUUCGACAUGAGUUCCGGCCUUGCCUCCCAGGCUGUCCUGCCUCCACACUCCCAACCCCAGCGACAUCUCUAUGACGCCGCGAGUCCGGCCCGCGAAACGUCAAAGUCCCAGGACCCAGCUGCGCUGCCGUCUGCCGGACACUUUGCUUAUUCCACACCCCCGGGCUCCAAUCCCCUGUCGCCAUUCGGAGGCCAGUCUCCUCGCAUCGAUACUGGGUCGCUGCCGCAGGGCCAGCAGCCUCAUCUCGCCGGGCUCCAGACCCAUCUCGCUGCCUCCCUGCCAAUGCCUUCGCCAGUCUCGUCGUCGCCCAUGGCGCCCUAUCCGCCACAGACCUCGCUCAACUCGGCACCGGGCCAGCAUGCAAUCUAUUCAUCGGCCCCGGCGUCGGCCCCAGCAUCGACCGAGCCGUCUCGUCGAUCCCGGUCGUUCUCGCAUCAACCGUCGCCGCCGAGCUCAAUGUUCCAACAGAGCAUGGGCGCACCACCGCUGGAUCAGUACAGCCCCAACUCUCUGCCUCCGCCGCCGUCGUUCUCGAACCCUCAGUUCGGCUAUCCACCGUCGGUCGCUUCGGGCGCACCCCGGGUGGAUGUCCUGCCGCAACGCUUCUACCCAUCGAUGGCCUCGGCCCCACCCGUGCCCUCCCACUUUCCCAAUGGCGGUACACCUAUGGGCCCGCCGGCGGACAUGGAGACUGCUCGCCGUUCAUCUAUCCAUGGCUAUCCAGGCUACUCGCAGCCGGUCCUGCAGUCGUCGAUGCAGCAGCGAUCCAUGCAUCCCGGAGCACAGCACGCGCGGGCACACCCCCAAUCGUUUCCCAUGGUCUCGGCCAAUCCCGAGAACAUGGCAUAUGGGAUGCAUCCGCCGGCAGAUCCUGGCCCGUACGAGUCGUAUCCUCCUCAUCCGUCGCACCCGCCACCUCCGUCCGGGUCGCUGGUACACAUGACCCCGUACUCGGACCCGAUCCCCACGCCCUCACGGACCUACAAUCUCUCGAUCCCGAUCCAGCUGCUACCAAAGUCUCCUCAUUCGGCCGCACCGCAGCUGGGCGACGAUCUCUCCUCGCCCACCAGUCAGUCACCGCUGGAUCCGGCAGACAAAUCCGCCGCUGCUGCCCUCUCGAGCCCCGAGGCCGGCAAAUCGGGAUCGGGAGACCCCCGCCCUAUCAAGGAAAAGCGGCAUACAUGCCCCGUCUGCAAGCAGAUGUUUUCCAGAAAGUACAAUAUGAAUCAGCACAUGUUUGUUCAUGGCGACAACCGCACGCGCGACCAUUCUUGCGGGAAAUGCGGCCGCUCGUACUAUCGCUCCGCUGAUCUCCGCCGACACCUCCGAAGCCAUGACGCUGAAGAUCCGCACAGGAUUGAUCAUGGCCUCGCUGAUGCGAGCCUGUCGGACUCGGCGAUCCCGACACACGAUCUCCCUCCGGUCCCCGAUAUGGCCAGAGGACCUGCGUCGGCCGCCUCUGCGCCUGGCAGCGCUCCGUACACAGGACCUGCAGCAUGGUUGAUGCCCGAGCCCGGGCUGGGCGAGCGACCGUACAGCGGUGGUCUCCAGGAGAGCUACUACAACCCUAUCCCGCCAGCGUCGUCGCAUCCGGGCCUCAUGGGCAGCUAUUCCGCCCCGUCUCAGUUCUCAUAUGGGCCGUACUACCAGCCGCCCCCGGUGGCCUUCCACAACGGCAUCAUGGGCUCGGAGCAGGGUCUCCAGCCCCCUCCUCCAGCUCCUCCACCUCCUCACUCGGUCCCGGCCCCAGCUCUCGAUGGGCUCCGGCAUCCCCAACCCGCGACCAAGUCGCUGCCGCUGGGAUAUCAUCCUCCGAUCAAGCCCGAUGGCGACGACUAUCGAUCCGUGCACGGCAACGAGUACCAGCAAGUCUUCCGAGGCGACCACGGCAGCGAGGGUGGCGGUGGAGGAGGAGGAUCAUCACGCCGACCCGACCUGAGCUUCCACAAAGUGAUUGAGAACCAGUCCUAAUCGUUACUGUUUGUCCAUCGGCCUGCUUGUCUAUCGGCCUGUUUGUCCAUCGACCUGUCUGUCGGUCCAUCGACUCGUCCGCCCA
This is a messenger RNA of Polychytrium aggregatum, 2502 nucleotides long. RefSeq lists its product as uncharacterized. The record is from RefSeq and is a predicted model, not a curated record. The transcript is spliced from 4 exons. NCBI's taxonomy places the organism in Eukaryota, Fungi, Chytridiomycota, Chytridiomycetes, Polychytriales. Gene Ontology annotation, cellular component: nucleus. The coding region runs from base 114 to 2417 and encodes 767 amino acids.